Molecule: messenger RNA, 648 nt
Organism: Alternaria rosae
Lineage: Eukaryota; Fungi; Ascomycota; Dothideomycetes; Pleosporales; Pleosporaceae
Product: CoA binding domain-containing protein
Exons: 2
Coding region: 29-532 (167 amino acids)
Source: RefSeq, a predicted model, not a curated record
CCUAGCCUCGAAUAUAUAGAACAUUCAUAUGCCGACCACACGAGGCCAAAAGCGCGACGCAGAGAUGGAGGCUGCCCUGAAACUCUUCUUCUCAAGCCCGCGUUUUGCUGUCGCCGGCGCGUCUUCCGAUCCACACAAAUACGGACAUAAGAUAUUCGCGUGGUAUCUCCAGCACUCCCUUCCCGCAACGCCUUUGAACCCGCGGAGCCCGAGUGUCACUAUCUCGAACCGUACUCACACCACCGUGCCUUCGCCGACUGCUCUUCAAGACCCACCAGCAUCCAGCUACUCUCUGUCAGUUAUUACGCCACCUGCAGUGACGAAGCAGUUGCUCAAAGAGGCGAAGGAGGCUGGCAUCCCGGCUGUAUGGCUCCAACCUGGAAGUUUCGAUGCCGAAGUUCUAGAGUACGCAAAAGCUAACUUCAAGGCGGCGAUUGGCGGUAAUGGAGGUAGGGGAGGAGAAGGGUGGUGCGUGCUUGUUGACGGAGAGGAAGGAAUGAGGUUAGCCGGAAGUGAAGCGUCGAGACUUUGAAGUAAAACGAAGGUCGACAAAGUAGUAGGUGUUGCUUCCUACGCUGGCUCUCUGAGGUGUCACGAUAAUGCCCACGAAUGAUCGAGAUACACUGUAUUUCAUACUAAGGAGAUGAU